UUUAUUUAUAUACAAUUAUUUACAGUCAAAGUAUAUUUUGCAAAAGAAACCUACUAAAACGUUUCCUAUAGUUUUACUUGUAAAGUUAAGCAAGGCCCCCUAUUAUGUCUCCGAUUUGGUCUGACGUAAUUUCCGAACCGAAACCGCUUACAAUCGAGGACAUCUUCCUGGAAGAGACAAUGGGUGCACCGAAACAGUUACACAAGAAACAACCCUUCAUAGAAAUAAACAACAACAGUAUGAAGGAUGUUUCGAUGAACAACAUUGCCGAAUUUUAUAAAGAUACAACGAUUUUCAUCACCGGAGGAACCGGGUUCGUUGGCAAAGCACUGCUGGAAAAACUUCUGCGGACUUGCUACCAAUUGGACAAGGUCUAUCUGUUGGUGCGGCCCAAAAAGGGCAACCAAGGUGAUCAAAGACUCAAAGAACUGAUAGCAAACCCGGUGUUCGACAGAAUUCGGGAAAAAAAUCCAGAAAUAUUUUCCAAAAUCUACCUCAUUCCCGGAGACAUGAGUCAACCAGGGUUAGGCCUUUCAGCUAACGACAGGAACACCCUAAUUCAACAAGUCAAUUUAGUUUUCCAUUCGGCAGCAACCGUCAGAUUUCACGAAAACCUGAAAGAUGCCCUAACACUUAACACCCUUGCAACAAAAAGGGUUCUAGACGUAUGCAAAGCCAUGAGGAACCUCAAGUGUUUCAUUCAUGUAUCUACCGCGUACAGCAACGCUGACAAGCGCGAUAUCCAAGAAAUCGUUUACAACCCCACUAGAGACCCUGAAGCCCUUCUUAACUGUAUCGAUGCCCUUCCAGAAAAUAUUUUAGAUGAAAUAACAGAUAAAUUAAUCGGAGACCACCCAAACACUUACACGUUUACAAAAUCCCUUGCAGAAAAAAUAGUCUUAGAAUAUUCAGAGUACAUCCCCUGCGCUAUUGUGAGGCCCUCAAUUGUAACAGCAAGUUGGAAAGAACCUUUCCCUGGAUGGGUCGAUAACGUAAGUGGUAUCACCGGGAUAAUGUUAGAAGUCAGUAGAGGAACAAUCAAAAGCAUAAUUUGUAAAGAAGACCUCGUGGUAGACCUGAUACCAGUGGAUGUAGUUGCAAAUACGUUGAUAACUGCCGCCUGGCAUACAACCGCUUACAGGUCGAAUUCCAUGAGAGUGUACAACUGCACCACUGGUCAAAUCAGCCCAGUUUCCUGGAAAAAAUACGGAACUAUUACAGAAUGUUAUUCGCUGCAAUAUCCUACGAAAUAUGUCACCCUGUAUCCAGGAUUCACCUACAGAACCAACAGGAUACUACACAGAAUGAUACAAACUGUUGUUCAAACAAUUCCCGCUUACAUCUUCGAUCACCUUUGUAUUUUUACAAAGAGGAAACGGAUGAUGGUAAAAGCCUGCCGAUUGUUCCAACGUAUGGCGAAAACUGGCGAAUUUUUCAGUUUACAUGAAUUCAAUUUCCACACACCAACAUUUCAAAGUUUGUUAGACGCAGUUGAAAACAGCGAAGACGGCGCCGACUUCACGGUCGACAUGCGACCAGAAGGUGGAUUCUCCUGGGACCCCUAUGUCAAAAACUACCUCCUGGGAAUUAGGAAAUACAUCCUCAAAGACGACUUAAGUUCCCUCCCUCAAGCUAAAGCCAAACUCAGCAGAUUGUACUGGGCAGGAAAAAUACUACAGGCCGUUUCCAUGUAUUUUGUCCUGAGAUUGGCACUAUGGUAGUACAUUAUUUGUCAGUAUUCUUUCUCAUUAAAAAAGACAACAUUAAUUCGACUUCCUCAUACGUCCUUACUAUUAUUUUUUUAAUUUAUCACUCUUAUUAGGGAUCGCAUUUGCAUUUUUUUUAUUAUUCUUGUAUAUACAUGUAUGUAUUAUGUCCUUUUUUUCGUUGUGUAACUGUACUUCACAAAACAAAUUUAAUAAUAAAAUAAAUACUACUGCUUAUAUCAAA
This is a messenger RNA of Agrilus planipennis (emerald ash borer), 1950 nucleotides long. Its product is annotated as putative fatty acyl-CoA reductase CG5065. The record is from RefSeq and is a predicted model, not a curated record. The transcript has 10 exons. Gene Ontology annotation, cellular component: peroxisome. Gene Ontology annotation, molecular function: alcohol-forming very long-chain fatty acyl-CoA reductase (NADP+) activity. The coding region runs from base 105 to 1721 and encodes 538 amino acids. Gene Ontology annotation, biological process: long-chain fatty-acyl-CoA metabolic process. NCBI's taxonomy places the organism in Eukaryota, Metazoa, Arthropoda, Insecta, Coleoptera, Buprestidae.